GUUUCCGGUCUUGGCUCUGGCGGGAGUGUUUCGAAGCUUUGGUCUUGGGCGACAGCAUGUCUCAGGAACGCGCUGUCCCGGCGAGCGCGGUUCCCCUGGAAGAAUUAAGUAGCUGGCCGGAGGAGCUAUGCCGCCGGGAACUGCCAUCUGUCCUGCCUCGUCUCCUUUCUAUGUAUCAGCAUUCUGACAGUUGGAUUGAGCAUAUUCAAAUUCUGAAAAUUAUUGUAGAAAUGUUUUUACCUCAUAUGAACCACCUGACAUUGGAACAGACUUUCUUUUCACAAGUGCUGCCAAAGACUGUGAGAUUAUUUGAUGACAUGAUGUAUGAGUUAACCAGUCAAGCCAGAGGACUAUCAAGCCAAAAUUUAGAAAUCCAGACCACUCUAAGAAAUAUUUUACAGACAAUGGUACAGCUAUUAGGAGCUCUUACAGGAUGUGUUCAGCAUGUCUGUGCCACUCAGGAAUCCAUCAUUCUAGAAAAUAUUCACAGUCUUCCCUCCUCAGUCCUACAUGUAAUCAAAAGUACAUUUGUACAUUGUAAGAAUAGCGAAUCUGUUUACUCUGGGCGUUUACACCUAGUCUCAGACCUUCUGCAGGCUCUUUUCAAGGAGGCCUAUUCUCUUCAAAAGCAGCUAAUGGAACUGCUGGAUAUGGUUUGCAUGGACCCUUUAAUAGAUGAGAAUGAUGACAUUUUGAAUAUGGUAGUAGUUAUUCAUUCAUUGUUGGAUAUCUGCUCUGUUAUUUCCAGUAUGGACCAUGCAUUUCAUGCCAAUACUUGGAAAUUUAUAAUUAAGCAGAGCCUUAAGCACCAGUCGGUUAUAAAGAGUCAGCUGAAACACAAAGAUAUAAUUACUAGCUUGUGCGAAGACAUUCUUUUCUCCUUCCAUUCUUGUUUGCAGUUAGCUGAGCAGAUGACACAAUCAGAUGCGCAGGAUAAUACUGAUUGCAGAUUAUUUCAGAAAACACUCAAAUUGUGUCGUUUCUUUGCCAACUCCCUUUUGCACUAUACUAAGGAAUUUCUUCCUUUCCUGUCUGAUUCUUGCUGUACAUUGCACCAGCUUUAUCUUCAGGUACACAGUAAGUUUCCUCCAAGCCUGUAUGCUGCUGGGAUUUCUAAAGCACAACAGGAGGAAAUAGCAGGUGCUUUCCUGGUCACACUGGAUCCACUUGUCACUCAGCUUCUCAAGUUCCAACCUUUCGUGGAAGUGGUUUUGGACAGUAAAUUAGAGCUGCCGUGUGAACUACAGUUUCCACAGUGUCUGCUGCUGGUUGUCAUCAUGGAUGAGCUGCCCUCUCAGCCUGAGGACGUGCAGACCCUGUGGUGCACAGAGAGCCAGGUCUCAGAAGCUACAACCAGGGUGUCUCUACUCAAAGCCAUUUUCUCCAGUUUUGAGCAGUGUUCUGGUGAACUGUCUCUACCUGUUCAUUUACAGGAAGUAAAGAGUAAAGGGCAAACUGAGGUUGCUGUCACCUUAUAUCAGCACGUUUGUGUUCAUCUGUGUACAUUUAUUGCUUCCCUUCAUCCCUCGCUGUUCCCUGAACUGGACACUGCUCUGUUGAAUGCUGUGCUUAGUGCUAAUAUGAUCACCUCUUUGCUAGCUAUGGACGCAUGGUGCUUCCUUGCUCGAUAUGGGACUGCUGAACUCUGUGCCCACCAUGUCACCAUAGUGGCUCAUCUGAUAAAAUCUUGCCCCGGAGAAUGCCAUCAGCUCACCAGCCUAUCAGUACUAUUGAGGCGCCUCUUCUUCUUCAUGACCCCACCCCAGCAGGUGGAGUUUAUCCAGAAAUUUUCCCCAAAAGCAGCAGAAAAUCUGCUUCUGUGGCAGUAUAUUUCCUUUCAGGCAUUACCUGCUGAGCUUAGGAAACAAACUGCACUUGAGGUCAGCAGAUCAGGCACUGCAGAGUGCAGGAAGUGGCUAAGCAGCAGUCGCUCGUUGGGAGAACUUGAGUCUCUGAACCCAGUGCUCUCUGCUUUGCUUGCCGUGUGUAAUUCUGCUAGCGAAGCUCUGGAUAUGGGACAGCAAACUGCAGUUAAGGAAGUUGGGAGUCAGCUUUGGGCUCUUUUAAACAUUAAACUGGUAACAGGUCAACCUUAUGUUCAACAGACACUCAGCCUUUUACUUCCACUGCUGGGAUUUUUCAUUCAAACUCUAGAUCCUCAGCUGAUAAGUCAGGUAAUAACUUUGCAGACCUCACUACUCAAAUCAGAGCCUCCUGACCAUGUUCGUUUGGCAGUUCUUGAUUUUCUGUCUUCCCUGGGAAAACUUUUUAUACCUCAAGCCAUCCAGGACAAAAUUCUGCCCCACCUAUCUUCUGUUUUUGCCUCACUGCUAGCUGACAGGAAUUGGCUGCUAGAACAACAUUCCCUGGAGGCGUUUACUCAGUUUGCUGAGGGAACAAAUCAUGAAGAGAUAGUUCCACAAUGUCUCAGUUCUGAAGAAACAAAGAAGAAAGUUGUAUGUUUUCUGGAGAAGACGGGGUUUGUAGAUGAAACUGCAGCUGCCAGAGUGGAACGUGUCAAACAGGAAAAAGGUACUUUCUGGGCGCCCUUUGCUAAAGUUACUGUAGAAGAAGCAGAGAAGUCAUCUUUACAGCCUUCUGCAAAAAGAGCACGUCACGAGCUCCCCUUGGAAGAAGAGUACAGGUCAGCACUCCAAGCAGCAACAGCGGCCCUGGAGGCAAUCGAGUCGUUACUCCAAAAGUCUCCUCCUCCAGACUGGCUUCUGACGAAAAUGGAGACACUCCAAGAAAGGAUUGAUAAGCUAAAACAUCAUGUAUUCUAGGGUGAAGACUGAAUGGACUGGACCAUAUUAUCACUAGGUAGAGUUGGAUGA
Molecule: messenger RNA, 2834 nt
Organism: Balaenoptera acutorostrata (minke whale)
Lineage: Eukaryota; Metazoa; Chordata; Mammalia; Artiodactyla; Balaenopteridae
Gene: FIRRM
Product: FIGNL1 interacting regulator of recombination and mitosis
Exons: 24
Coding region: 57-2783 (908 amino acids)
Source: RefSeq, a predicted model, not a curated record